AUGAUUUUCAUAUUUAACGUCAUCCUUAUAUCAUCAUGUGUCUCACUGAUAUCAGCUGAUUAUAGUUACAAAAAUGCUGACGAAUGGGCGAAUGAAUAUCCACAAUGUGGAGGUUCACUUCAAUCACCUAUCAAUCUUACCUGGCAUCUCGUUGAUGACUCUGAUUCCAAUGAGCCAAUAAUAUUUGAAAAUAUUUAUGAUACCGUAGCUGAGAGAAUGACAUUGGAAAACGAUGGCCACACAUUAAAACUAUUGUUCCAAUGGCCUAACGACCCAGAAAAGGUACCCUACGUUCAUGGUGGACCUCUUGAAGGUGAAUUUAGAACACAUUCUUUCCAAUUCCGUUGGGGAUCUACUAUUACGAAUGGAAGCGAACAUCAGCUUGGUGGCAAGAGUUAUGCAAUGGAGAUGCAAACAGUUCACUAUAAUAAAGAAUUUGGUAGUUAUGAAGAAGCUGAAGGCUCCGAAAAUGGACUAGUGUUAUAUGCUUUAUUUUAUGUAACGUGUCUUUCAAAAAUUUUCAAAGUGGAUUCUCGAUUUAAAUUACAAGUAGAAGAAGAGUUCGAUUUCUUAACAAAAAUCAUCGAAAAACUGCCUGAAGUUGCUCAACCGGGACUUUCAACAGAUAUCGAACCAUUUGCAUUGGGUGACUAUUUUGAUAAGGAGAAAGCCACCAAUUAUGUAGUUUAUCCUGGAUCUUUGACACAUCCACCAUGUUCUGAGUCAGUCACUUGGCUUAUAUCUGAUAGAAUAAUUCCAGUCUCAAAAGAACAAGUUAGAGCCUUCCAACAGUUGAAUCUUCUCAAUGAUGAUGACCACAACAAUCGACCUCUGCAACCGAUCAAUGGUCGACGCGCUAAGGCUGCUCAAAAUUCCAAUUACAAAAAUGCUGAAGAAUGGGCGAAUGAAUAUCCACAAUGUGGAGGUUCACUGCAAUCGCCUAUUGAUGUUUCCUUCGAUCUUGGUUCUGAAAUUGAGACAAUAAAAUUUGAAAAUGGAGCAGAUUCUGUAGCUGAAAGAAUGAUUUUGGAGAACGAUGGCCACACAUUAAAACUAUCGUUUCAAUGGCCUAACGACCCAGAAAAGAAAUUAGGAGAAGAAGAGUUCGGUUUGUUAACAAAAAUCAUUGAAAAAUUGCCUGAAGUUUCUGAACCAGGAACUUCAACAGAUAUCAAACCAUUCAAAUUGUCUGAUUUUUUGGAUCAAAAUGAAUUCCACAGUUAUAUAAUUUAUCCUGGAUCUUUGACACAUCCACCAUGUACUGAGUCAAUCCCUUGGAUUAUAUCUGAUAGAAUAAUUGAAGUCACAGAGGAACAAGUAAGAGCAUUCCAAAAUUUGAAUCUUUUCAAUAAUGACGACCACAACACUCGGCCUCUGCAACCGGUCAACGGUCGGAAAGCUAAAUUCGCUACUAAAUCCUAG
Messenger RNA from Cotesia congregata, 1422 nucleotides. The record is from the annotation of a GenBank genome assembly. Lineage: Eukaryota; Metazoa; Arthropoda; Insecta; Hymenoptera; Braconidae.